This is a messenger RNA of Salvia miltiorrhiza (redroot sage), 1492 nucleotides long. RefSeq names its product mannan endo-1,4-beta-mannosidase 6-like. The record is from RefSeq and is a predicted model, not a curated record. Gene Ontology annotation, molecular function: hydrolase activity, hydrolyzing O-glycosyl compounds. NCBI's taxonomy places the organism in Eukaryota, Viridiplantae, Streptophyta, Magnoliopsida, Lamiales, Lamiaceae.
AUGAAGCUCAGCUUACUCGCGAGUCACAUUGGAGGGAGAAAAAACUGUACCCGACUCUGCCUUUUGUACCUCAACUUGUACGGUCAUCUUGAUUUCCAUUUUCCGGUGGUGGUGCCGGAGAUGGGAUUCGUCGGCACCAGAUUCGUGGUCCUCCAAGACCAAGAGCAGCAGGAGGAGUUUUACGUGAACGGGUGGAAUUCGUAUUGGUUGAUGAGCCUGCAGGAGAGCAUGCGGGCCCCAUCCAAAUGGGCUUUGAGCGACGGAUCGCCUCCUAAUGCUCUUCAGCUCCGCCCUGCCGUCUUUCAUCAAACACUCUUCCAGGCGUUAGACUAUGUAUUAGUUGAAGCAAGAAGGCAGGGGAUAAGAAUCAUCUUGAGCCUUGUAAACAAUUUGAAUGCAUAUGGUGGUAAAGCGCAGUAUGUGCGUUGGGCAAAAGAAGCUGGACUCAUUGUCUCUUCUUCUACUGACUCUUUUUUCUCUCACCCAAUUAUCAAAGCUUACUACAAGGCUUAUGUGAAGGCAAUAUUAUCUAGAAAGAAUUACUUCACUGGAGUCAAAUAUUCUGAUGAACCAUCCAUAUUUGCUUGGGCACUUAUCAAUGAGCCUAGAUGUGAAUCCGUUUCAUGCGCCUCUGAUCUUCAGGCUUGGAUUACAGAGAUGGCUGCUUUUGUGAAAAGUUUGGACCAAAAACAUCUAGUAAUGGUUGGACUUGAAGGGUUUUAUAGCUCAAAAUCAAAUGAGAACUACGGAGCAAAUCCAGGGAACUGGGCAGCGACACUUGGAUCAGACUUCGUAAACAAUUCUGCUGUCAGACUCAAAGACAUAGAUUUUGUCUCAGUCCAUGCAUACCCUCACAGCUGGAUACCAGAGACAGAAUUAGAAGCAAAAGUGAAGUACCUUUCGAGAUGGGUAGAUGCUCAUAUAAAUGAUGCUGAAUAUGUGUUGAAGAAGCCGGUUCUUUUCACAGAAGUGGGGCUUUUGAGUAUUGAGACGGGAGGAGUAUAUGACAGAGACAUCAUAUUGAAGACCGUCUACAACAAAAUUUACGAGUCUGCAGAGAAAAGAGAAGCGGGUGCUGGAGUUCUAAUUUGGCAGUUGUUGGUUGAAGGAGUUGAUGAAUACAGAGACACAUUUUCCUUCGUAGCGUGGAAGUAUCCGUCGACCUAUAAACUAAUAUUGGAGCAAUCAUGCAGGCUGAGGAAUGUGUCUUCGGAGGCUUACACGAGGAAUGAAGUUCACAAGAAAGAUCCAUGUUAAUAAGGUUGCUCGAUUUGGAUAAGUCCAUAUUUUCUCACAUCCAAAUUAAAUGAUGUAAAAAAUUAUAUCAGAAGCCAGUUGAAAAUUUGAGGUCCUCAAGCAAUCUAUGUGGCGAAAAAGCACAUAUAGGUAAUGUGUAGAUUUGAAGGUCUGCACAUUAUAUGGUUUGAAGGCUGGGAAACAAUAAUUUCUGUGAAUGCUGCUGCAGCGCUGCUGUUGGAUAUGUAUACUUGUA